This is a messenger RNA of Haemonchus placei, 690 nucleotides long. Lineage: Eukaryota; Metazoa; Nematoda; Chromadorea; Rhabditida; Trichostrongylidae. The record is from the annotation of a GenBank genome assembly.
AUGGGGAGGAGAAGAAAGGGGCUGAGGCGGAGGUUGAUGGGGCGGUGGUGUUACUAUGGAGGUGGUGUGAUCGGAACAAUCUUAGCUUUGACUGGAGGUAGUGGUUGCGGCUCCUUCGGUUUCGUAAGAGGAGCCUUGAGUGGUGGAGGAAGUGGUUCGAGAGGAGCAGGCUUUGAUGCAGGAAUUGGGCCGGAUGGACGACUUGGAGCUGACGGUGGAGGAGGAGGUGGAGGUGGUUGUGUUGGAGCUUUCGGUGGUGCAGGCGGUGUUGGUAAAGUUUUGACUGGCGGUGGUGGUGUUGUAAUCUUGGCAGGUGCAGGCGGUGUUGGUGAACUUUUGACUGGUGGAGGUGACGGUUUCGGAAUUUUCGCCUGUGGAGGAGGCGAUUUAGGCGGAACAGGCUUCGAUACAGGUGGCGGGCCAGGUGGACGACCUGGCGGAGGUGGUGCCGCUAGAAAAGGUGAAGGUGGACGAGGUGGUGCUGCUGCUUCCUUAGGCUUCGAAGGAGGUGACGGUUUUGGAACUGUAGCUGGUGCCGGUGACGGAAUUUUUAUUGGUGGAGGUGGUCGUGGUGGAGUUUUGACAGGUGGAGGCGGUGUUGGUGAAGUUAUGAAUGGUGAGGUUCUGGCUUGUGGAGCAGGUGGUUUAGGUGGAGCUGGUUUUGGAACAGGAGGCGGGCCAGGUGAAUGA